CGUAGUUGGUGAUGUUCCGGGAGUGCUAGUAGUAGCCGUUCUAGUAGCAGUGGUAGUAGCCGUUCGGGUCAGACAUUUGAUUUGGUACACAGAGAUUCGUAUAUAAAGAACAAGUAGACUAAAAGAAGUGAGUCAGUAAUUCCGAGUUGAAAGACAUAAUUAAAUCAGUUAACUAUCAGUAAAAUAUGGAAAAAUUGCGAAUCCUCGAAUUUCUUUUUCUCUUUUAUAUUUUCCACAAGUUUGCGAAUCUCGAUGCUGCAAGUAUCAACCCAUUCCAAAAGACAAACGACGUGUGUGAAACUAUUGCAUGUAAAAGUGCUGCUUUCACAAUCAAAGAGAGUAUGGACCCCAAUGUAUCUCCGUGCGAUAAUUUCUACAAAUUUGCCUGUGGUAAUUAUUUAAAAAAGGCAAAAAUUCCGAAAGGUAAUUCGCAUGUUGACAGAUAUGUUGCUCUCGAGAUAGAAGUUGAGAAACAAGUGAAAGAGUGCAUUGAAGAGCCAAUUAAAUUCAAUGAACCCAGAUGGAUCAGACUAACGAAAAACUUUUACCAGGCUUGCAUGAAUACGAGUGCUAUUGAAAAAAAUAGUCUCCGAACAGAAUUGGGUAAAUUAAAGAAAGCAGGCGGCUGGCCUGUACUGGAAAGAAAGUGGGAUGAGGAAAGUUUCAAUUGGAAACGGUCGACAUAUGCUCUGCAGGAAAUGGGAUAUUAUGCAUGGUACUUCUUUGAUUUCAAAGUUUCCAUUGAUGCUUCCAACAGCGCAAAACGUGUGUUAACUAUUGACCAACCACCUUUUUCUGUUGACCGCGAAACGUUAUUAAAAGGGUACGAGGACCCGAUCGUCUAUGAUUACUAUAAAUUUAUGGUUGACAUUGCUGUUAUUUUUGGUGCCAAUAGAACUAUAGCUAAAACAGAAAUGAAGCGAACUCUUGAAUUUGAAAUUACUCUUGCCAAUAUCUCCACAAGCACCCAAGAAAGAGCCCAUGAAGUGAAUAACAGUAAAAAAAUGAAAGUAUGGGAGCUUGACUCAGAGUAUCCGAGUAUCCCCUGGCUAGCAUAUUUCAACGCGUUUCUCAAGCCUAUCAUGGUAAUCAAUGACGAAGAAGUCAUACAAGUGAACGCGCCAAAUUUUUUUGACAAAUUCGUAGACUUGAUGAACCGAACUCCAAAAAGAGUGCUCGCUAAUUUUCUCUUUUGGAAAGCAGCUGAGAAUAAUUUGAAUUAUUUAACUGAAGAUAUUAAAAACCGCAAAAUGAGGUUCGAAGCUGUGCUUGGCGGUCAAUCUAAAAGAGUAGAAAGAUCACAGGAAUGCCUCGAACUAUCUGAUGUUCUAGGAUUGAGUGCUGGUGCUCUAUAUGUCAGGAAGUACUUUAACCCAGAAUCGAAGAAAAGAGCACAAAAAUUGGCACUCCAUAUUGAACUAGAGUUCAAGAACAUUCUAAAAGAGGCUGAGUGGAUGGAUGAACAAAGAACCGCGAGUGCUUUAGCUAAACUUAAUUCUAUGAGAAUGUUUAUUGGAUACCCCCCUGAAAUUUUCGAUGACAAGUAUCUUGACGAUUACUACAGAUUGCUAGAAAUAACCCCCCAAAAUUACGUUGAAGCAGUAGCAAACUUGACCAUUUUCUCGACAGACCAUUCUUUCAAAACAUUGAGAAAGCCUGUGAACGACUCAGAUUGGACACUUCAUUUGGACACUAUUCGUGAAAAUAGUGGCGCUGUAUAUUCUCAAAAGGAAAAUAGCCUUGACUACCCUGCUGGACUUCUACGCGGAAUUUUCUUCGACACGAAAAGGCCUCAGUACCUGAACUAUGCCGGAAUUGCUGCGUUUGAUUUAGGACAUGAAAUUACUCGCGCUUUUGAUAAUGAUGGCAGGCAAUUUGAUAAAAACGGAAACUCUAAUGAUUGGUGGACUCCUCGUUCAAACAAACAAUUUAUUCAGAAAGCCGCUUGCUUUAUCGAGCAGUACGGCUAUUAUAUGGCUACAGAAGUCAACCUUAAAGUGAAUGGCAUAAAAACUCAAGAAUCAAACAUUGCAGACAAUGGAGGAGUAAAAGUGGCAUACCAAGCUUAUCAAAGUUUCGUCAGACAAAGAGGCACGGAGCCCAAAUUACCUGGGCUAAGCUAUAGCGGAACGCAGCUUUUUUGGAUUCAAGCAGCUAUCACACAAUGUACCAAAUUCACCCACGAGUUCUUAGAAAACUCAAUUUUGUCUAGUAAUAAUAGUCCACCAGAAUUCAGAGUCAUAGGUGCAUUUGCUAACAGGCCAGAAUUUUCAAGAGACUUCAAUUGUCCUAAGGGUUCCAUAAUGAAUCCAGUUGAUAAGUGUUAUUUAUGGUAAAACUGUAUAAAAGUUGUAAAAUGUUUCUAAAAAUAUUCUGAAAUUCAUGUCCGCUGUGACAUACAGAGGUUUUACUGCGAUUUUUUUUUAUUUAUUACAAAUAUCAAAAUAUUGAAGGUGAAUACUAGUACAGACAUUUAAUGAAGACAGGCGCAGCCGCUAAAAUGUAGGAUCGGUAGAGUAUUUUUUAGGAUUAUUUUGCAAAUACAAUUUAAUGUUAUUUAAUGUUAAGUAUGGUAAACCUUUUCUUGAAAAAAGUAUAUUACUUGAAAAUGAAUUCUUUACUGCAUUCUGUUAAAUAUGCUACCAAUAUAAAUAUUUAUAAACAAAAUUAUCCAUGGCAAUAUCUGAAAAUUUCUGUUGUGUUUUUUAUUUAUUAGCUUCCCUGUAAGAAGGAGAGCAUUAAAGUAGAUCAUAUGAUAUUGAAAAAAUGGAACAAUUUAAAGCCUUUGAAUCUAAACAAAUUCCGUUUUUGUCCAAAUGCGCUUCUUUGUAUUCCAAAGUUUUCGUUUGAAUCAUUUUUAAUCCACACAAAAAAUAUGACAUUAUAGUAGCUUCUUUUUAAUGCUAUUAAUUUAAUGCCAUUGAAUGCAGUUUAAUGACAGUAUCAGUUCAAUGUCAUGUAAUGCCUUUAGUAAUCGGAGGUAUAGAAUGGAACCAAUGCCGUUCAAUGUCUUUGAACUACCAAAUAAGUCGAAUGCCAUUUAAUGUUUUUCCGACCGAAUAUAUUGAAUACAAUUAAUGCAUUCGAAUGCCGUUAAAUGACCAUUCAGACAAAAACGGGAUUUGUUUAAAUUUAUAGAGAUUAAACUGUACACUUUUUUUAAUGCUAUAUAAUCAACUUAAAUGCUCUCCUUUUUAGAGAGUUAGCAUUGAUAACCAGUAAUUGUGUAUACAAGCAAGCUUUUCAAAGAAUUGUAAUUUUACAUAAAACAUCGAAUUAAUAAGAGCUACAAUUUUUUUAAACUUUUGGGACUUAUAUUUGGAUCUAUCAGGUUUUUGUAAAUUGCCAACGUUUGGAGAACCCUGCGUCAUAAAAAAAUUUGUUUUUAGAACAUGUCCGUCCAGCUGGCAAUC
Belonocnema kinseyi is the source of this 3413-nucleotide messenger RNA. RefSeq names its product neprilysin-2-like. Bases 186 to 2336 code for a protein of 716 amino acids. The transcript is spliced from 9 exons. NCBI's taxonomy places the organism in Eukaryota, Metazoa, Arthropoda, Insecta, Hymenoptera, Cynipidae. The record is from RefSeq and is a predicted model, not a curated record. Gene Ontology annotation, molecular function: metalloendopeptidase activity. Gene Ontology annotation, cellular component: plasma membrane. Gene Ontology annotation, biological process: protein processing.